UCCCCGUCAUUAAGGUGCCCCCCCACAGCCAGGUGAACGGGACAGGCAGCAGCCUGGUGUUCCUGUGCGAGGUCUUUGCGUUCCCCAUGGCUCUGGUGGAGUGGAGGAAGGAGGGCCGGGACGUGGUCCUGCCCGGAGACGACCCCCACAUCUCCGUCCAGUCUCGGGGAGGUCCUCUGAAGUUCGAGGUCUCCAGUUGGCUGCAGAUCGAGGGGGCGGGGCCAGAGGACUCGGGGACCUAUCGCUGCGUCGCCCGUAACAACGUGGGAUCAGUGUCGGCCUCCGCUGUACUGGGAGUACUGGGAGCAGAGGAGCUGUCGUCCUACCUGGCCAAUAGCGCAGUCAGAGAUGAAGCAGCUGAUGGACGCCACAGACUACGAUCAGACUUUUACUGA
Messenger RNA from Anoplopoma fimbria (sablefish), 395 nucleotides. RefSeq names its product kazal-type serine protease inhibitor domain-containing protein 1-like. Gene Ontology annotation, cellular component: extracellular region. Gene Ontology annotation, molecular function: insulin-like growth factor binding. Gene Ontology annotation, biological process: regulation of cell growth; regulation of signal transduction. Lineage: Eukaryota; Metazoa; Chordata; Actinopteri; Perciformes; Anoplopomatidae. The annotation marks the transcript as partial. The record is from RefSeq and is a predicted model, not a curated record. The transcript is spliced from 3 exons.